Dama dama (fallow deer) is the source of this 2139-nucleotide messenger RNA. RefSeq names its product basic proline-rich protein-like. The record is from RefSeq and is a predicted model, not a curated record. The coding region runs from base 1 to 2139 and encodes 712 amino acids. The transcript is spliced from 3 exons. Lineage: Eukaryota; Metazoa; Chordata; Mammalia; Artiodactyla; Cervidae.
AUGGAAGUGGGAUCCAACUUGGAAAACAAACGCGCCGGGGUCUGGGGGCGGGGAGGGGCGGGAGACGGGGGAGAGGAGGAGAAAAGCUUCUUCACCCGGCGGCGCGCCCCGCGCUCCCCGCCGGCCUCCCGCCGCGGCGGCUGCAGGUUACCCCGCCCGGAGGCCGAGCAGGGACCGCCGCGCGGGGCGCGGGGCGCGCGGGACGGGCUGGGCCGGCAGACUGGGCGAGCCCGGGCUACCGAGCGCCCGCUCUCCAGGCCGCGGGCGCCUCUCGCUCCAGGGAGCCUCGCCGAGCCCCACGCCAGCGCUCCCCAGCCCACAAGAGCCGGGCUGGGAAAAGCGAACAAUGCAAGUUGCUUUCCGCCAAGCCUCAUCGCGGUCCCCGUUCAACCGUCUCGGAAAGCACACGCGACACGAGUCGGCGGGAGAGGGGAGAGAGGAGUGCAGACCACAGCGAGGCUAAAAAUCCCCGGGCCCUGCGCCCCGCGCCGGCCUGGGGGCCCGAUGCACUUUAGCUCAGCGACCCCCACUGGCGGCGCUCGAGCGCGCCGGGCGAGAACCCUCCCGGCCACCUCUGCCACCGCCUCGCCCGCGCGCCGCAGACCCCCGCCCGGACCCCGCAGCCACACUGGUCCCGGCGCAGGGGUCCACCCGGCACCGCCUGGGAAGGGGCCUGGGGAGUGGAGCUGGCGCACGCUCGCAUUCGACCCACUCGGCAAUCCCGGGCGGUCCGCAGCGCACCCCCAGGACGCCCAGCCCCGCGCGGCUUUCUUUUCAAAGACAAGCCACCUUCACGCACGCCCGCCAAAACCCGUGCUCUCCCAAGGCACUCCGUUUGCUGUCCCCACGGGAGCAGGGACAGUCCCACCUCCCCCCUACUCCACAAGAAAAACUGUCGCCCCCGUCCCAGAGUCGCGGCCGCUCGGUACACCUCACCCCGCCCGACCCCGCACACCAGAGUCACACGCGGAGCGGACCCGCGGAAUGUCUCCUAACCCUUUCCCCUCCCUGGUCAAAGUGGAGUCUGGGCUCUGCUACAGCCGGCGCCUCGCCAGCGCCCCACCAGCAGCGGCCACCGAGCAGGCUCGCCGCCUGGCCCUCCGAUCCACCUGCAGCCGGCAGGCAGCCGGGAGUCGGGGGCUGGGUGCACCGUUCUGCAAGCCGCCCCGCGCCCCCUUUUCCAAAUCCUCAGCCCCAAACUUGGCCAACUCUCCAUGCCAGCCUCCCGGCUGCCGCCGCCGCCAGGCCGAGCCUCCUUCUCCUCCUCCUCGCGGCGGCAGCCAAGGCUGCCGAGCCGUGCCGAGGCAGGAACUUUACCAGGUGAAAAGUUUCCCCCGCGCGCCCCGCCGGCUCUCGCCUCCCCGAGCCCCCCGAGCCCCCCGUUCCCAUCCGGCAGCUGCAGCUGUGCGUCUGGCGGCGCCCUCCAGCCGGGACACCCGGCAGCCAGACCACGGCGUUCAAGAUGCCCACGCACCCUUGCCUCCGCCGGCGACGCUCCGCUCCACCAGGCGCUGUCCGCGGGCUCUUCCUCGGCCGGCGCUCCCGCCCGGGCCGAGCCGGCCACCCGGCCGCGGCCGCCGCAGUGCCCGCCGCGCGCCCGCCGGGGCUGGAGCCGCUAGCAGAGGCGCUCGGGACGCCGCCGCCACCGCGGGGGCUCGCGGGCGGAGGGGCGAAGCCGGGAGGAGGGGGCCGGGGGCGCCAGACCCCGAUCCGCAGCGCAGCUCGCGGCGCAGCUGCCGGGAGGAGCGCCCGCUCCCGCGUCUGCUCCGAGCCGCCGCCGCCGCCGCUAGUGCUCGCCGCCCGGCUGCUCCGCGCUCCCCAUCACCGCCGACGCCGACGCGCGGCCAAGCCCCUCUCCCUCGCCGCCCCCCUCGCGCUUCUCUCCCGCUGUCUCCUCCUCCCAAACCGCCGGCGCAAAGGGCGAGGGGGGAGAAGCCGCGCGGCCGGGAUGACUCGCGGGCUCGGAGCGCCGCGGGCGGGGGGACGGGGGCGGGGGCCGGGGGCGGCGCGCAGAGCCUGAGGGUGCUCCAGGCGCCCGGCCUGGAAGCCGGGCUAAUUUUAGAGCUUGGCUUCCCCAGCCGCUCUCUGGGGCUCCAGGAUACCGAGAACGUGUCUUCCUGGCGCGGGUGGUGUUGGUGA